Messenger RNA from Lasiodiplodia theobromae, 939 nucleotides. RefSeq lists its product as uncharacterized. The record is from RefSeq and is a predicted model, not a curated record. The transcript has a single exon. NCBI's taxonomy places the organism in Eukaryota, Fungi, Ascomycota, Dothideomycetes, Botryosphaeriales, Botryosphaeriaceae. Bases 1 to 939 code for a protein of 312 amino acids.
AUGCCCCUCUGCACCCUCCACCUCCUCGCCCUCACCCCGACAACCAACGGCGACGACCCUCUCCCUACUUUCCUCUCCGCCCUCCGCGAGGCCACUACCGCCUCCAACUCUCCUCCCCUCACCAUCGCCCGCCCCCUCCGCUGGAUCAUCACCCCCACCACCUUCUCCACCGCCCUCACGCAGCACACCUGGGACCUGCUGCUCAUCCUGCCCACCGCUUCGCCAGCGCUACCCGGCGCUCCCGGCGCUCUCGACGCCCUCGUCGCGGCGCGCUGGUCCGUGUCGUUCGGCGUGCCGGCGCGCGUGCUCGACGGCUUCGCGGCAAGGAACGAGCGGUUGUUGCGGCCGCGGGAGGGGGAUGUGCCAGUGCUGACUGAAGGAGGUGGCGUGGUGGGGGAGGGUGGAGUAGGAGUAGGAGGAGGAGGAGGGUUGUUGAUGGCGAAGAGUGCGCAGGGGUUGGAGUUGAGUGGGGAGCUGUUGGAUUGGGUGAGGGAGUUUGGUGGUGGUGGGGCUGGUGGUGGGGGCCGCGGCUCAUCAUGCGCGGUCAGCAUGCUGAAUUUGUUGGCGUUUCGGGAGGGGAGGAAGGGGGAGUAUUUGAAAUACGGGAAGGCGUUUGCCGAGGAUGUAGGGAGGAAGAGGGGGGGUGUUGCGAAGAUUGUGGGAACGGUGGUGGAGGAUGGGGGUGGGUUGGGGGUUGGGGAGGGUGUUGGUGAGAAGGGGAAGAGGGUCUGGGAUGAGGUUGCGCUUGCGCAUUAUCCGAGUAUUUUUCACUUUGCCGACAUGUUGGCGAGCGAGGAUUAUCAGGCGGUGAAUAGGAGGCACAGGCUGGGGAGCUUGAAAGAUACGUUUAUUUUGUGCACGACGGAGUUGGGGCUGCCUGAUGGUAAUUAUGACGAUGGUGGUAGUGCGGGAAAACAGAAGAAAGAGACGAAGCUUUGA